GUGACGGUGCGUGUGAAGGUGGAGGAGGCGGCCCCGGGGGAUGCAGAGGACCCCGAAAUGGCCGGGAACCCACCGAGCCCCCCAUCGGAGUCACCCCAGCUCCCCCCCAGGGACAGCUGGCGGGAGGAGGGGUCCCGGGGCAAGGCCAAGUUUGUCCCCGAGGAAGAGGAGCAUCAUGUGCAGGACGCAGGUCCCACCACAGCGAGCAGAGACACAGAGGCGUCCGUUUUCCAACGGCAAGACCCCCCACACCCACCCGGCAGCCUCCAGGGUGUCCCGGCAGCCAGAAUCCCGGCCCGAAGAGGCACCCACCGGCGACAAGUCCCACGGGAUCUCACCACCUUCCAACAGCCCCUUGUCCAUGGUCCGCCGGGACCGGUGGAGGACCCCAGGAGGCCGGAGAAGCCCUGGGUGAAGCGGGAGCCAUCGGUGCAGGGGAAGGACCGUCCGUACCCCUGCGGCGAGUGUGGCAAGAGCUUCGGCCGGUUGACCCACCUGAAGACCCACCAGCGAACCCACACCGGGGUGAAGCCCUACGCCUGCGGGGCUUGCGGCAAGAGCUUUGGCCACCUCUCCACCCUCACCACCCACCAACGCCUUCACACGGGCGAGCGUCCUUACGCCUGCGGCUCCUGCGGCAAGACCUUCACCAACCCCUCGGACCUCAACAAGCACCAACGGUCCCACACCGGCGAGCGGCCCUACCCCUGCGCCGCCUGCGGCAAGCGCUUCAGCCACCCGUCCAACCUCACCAUGCACCAACGGUCGCACACCGAAGAGCGACCCUACCCCUGCGCCGCCUGCGGCAAGAGCUUCAAGUACCUGGCAGACCUGACGGUGCACGAACGCUCGCACACGGGCGAGAGACCCUUCCCCUGUCCCCACUGCGGGAAGAGCUUCAGCAACAAGUCCUCCCUCGCCCGGCACACGCGCAUCCACGCCCGGGCGGCUGCCAGGGACAAGUGA
Molecule: messenger RNA, 966 nt
Organism: Eurypyga helias (sunbittern)
Lineage: Eukaryota; Metazoa; Chordata; Aves; Eurypygiformes; Eurypygidae
Product: oocyte zinc finger protein XlCOF19-like
Exons: 2
Biological process (GO): regulation of transcription by RNA polymerase II
Cellular component (GO): nucleus
Molecular function (GO): DNA-binding transcription factor activity, RNA polymerase II-specific; RNA polymerase II transcription regulatory region sequence-specific DNA binding
Source: RefSeq, a predicted model, not a curated record